GUGUGUUUUUUUUUUUUUGCAAAAGAACGAGUGUUUUUGAGUAACAUAACACUGUUGUUUAAGAUUAAAAAUGUUAUCCCAAUACGUGGAAGAAUUGGAACAGGAUCCGUUCGAGGUGGAGGAGUUCAUCGAGCGGCUCUGCUGGCGCACCAACAACGAGAUCGGGUCGGACCAGUUCGAUCCGGAUCUGCUGCAGGAGACGUUCGUGGAGACGAUUAAGGAUCUGAAGAUUCUCCAGGAACGGCAGCAGCGCAAGUGCGAUAAGCUGGAGGAUGCCCUGAAGGAGGAGCAGAAAGUGUUCGUCAAGGCGAUCGAUAAGUUCGUCGCGAAGCACCAAAUUUCGGUGGACUAUUUCCAUCAGCUGGACGAGAAGAUCAAUUCGGUGGCCGGAAAGGUUAUCCACUUGGGAGAGCAGCUGGAGAAUGUGAACAUUCCUAGGAGUCGGGCGGUGGAGGCUCAGCUGUUGUUGAGUCAUAUGGGCGACUUUCUGACACCGGGACCGAUCGUGAACGAUGUAUACAGCGACAAGUCGAGAUUGUUCGAGGCGGCCGAUAUCAUCCAAAAGCUGUAUAUGAUUUCGCAGGAUCUUCCGGCCAGUCGGUUUUCCAAUGCGAAGAAGAAGAUCGAGGGAAAGUAUGACGAGAUCGAGAUGCAGUUGAUUGAGGACUUUGCCACGGCACAGAAGAUGGAGAACAUCGAGCGGAUGAAGGAAAUUUCGACGAUCCUGUCGCAGUUCAAGGGUUACUCGCAGGUAAUUGAUGUGUACAUCGAGCAGAGCCAGGCCGUUACGUACGGAGGACGAGACGUAUUCGAUGGGAUCGUUCCGCUGUGUCACAAGAACUACAAGAUCAUAAAGCAAGUUUUCAAUGCACCGGAUCAGGUCAUGAGCAAGUUCAUUCUGAACAUUUAUCAGCUCAAGAUUAAUCAGUUUGUGCAGACCAAGCUGGAUGACAGGAAGGACGAAGGGAAGUACCUGAAGACAUUGUACGAACUAUACUCGAGGACGUUGAAGCUGUCGAAUGAGUUGCAGGAGUUUAUGAAAGAGUCGGACGAUGAUUUGCUCCAAAAACUGACGGCUAAUAUUUUCUCGUCGCAUCUGUGCUCGUACAUUGAGGUGGAGUGUCGUAGUUUGGAAGCGAGAUGUCAAAUGGAACUGCGCAAGUUCUACGAGAAUAAGAAUCAUCAGAAGAAACAGGUCGAGCGGUUUCAGGAACUCCGUCGAGAUAUGCAAGCGUUGAUUGGGGCCCGUGCGAACAUUAACAUUGCUCAGAUAGAAGACUACGGUGGCGAAACGUUCCUCUCGGAAGAGCUGGCCAUCAAUCUUUUGCAGCAAUCGUCAUGCGCUUUGGAACGAUGCUGUCUUCUGUCCAAAGAAGCAGAUCUGCCGAGAAACAUUCUGAAAAUAGUAGACAUCUUACUGAGAUUCCUGCUGCACGAGCACGUAGAUUACGCGCUGGAUUUGGGACUGCAGACAAUUCCGAUCGCUGAAUGUAAAACCGUGCCACAGAUCUAUUUCUUUGAUGUGGCCCAAAAAUGCAAUACCAUUGUCCAUCUGUUGGAGAAAACGUACAACGCCAGUGUGAUUCCGAAUGUCGUCUCAACGGCACAGUAUACCGAUUGUGUGCAGAAGAAACGUUACUACUUGGAAUCCAUCGAAAGCAAGAUUGAGACUGGCCUGGAGCGCACAUUGAAUGCCAUCUUUGGAUGGGUCAAAACGUACCUUCAAAAUGAACAGAAGAAAACGGAUUUCAAGCCGGAUUCGGAUGUGGAUACGGUGGCCUCGAAUGCAUGCUUGGCUGUACUCAAGUACGUGAACCCACUGAUCGCUCUGAUCCAGCGUACGAUCGACGGCGAAAACUUGUCGGCCGUGCUGACCGAGUUUGGCGUUCGCUAUCAUCGAGUGAUCUACGAACAUAUGCAGCAAUUCCAGUAUAAUACGGCCGGGGCUAUGUGCGCCAUUUGCGAUGUAAACGAGUACCGGAAGAGCGCCCGGCCGCUACAGUCGCCGCUGGUUACGCAACUGUUCGAUGUGCUGCACGCCCUGUGCAAUUUGCUGCUGGUGAAGGCGGAGAAUCUGCAGGAAGUUUGCGGCGGCGACACGCUCAACUAUCUGGACAAGUCGGUGGUGAUGAACUUUAUCCAGCUGAGGAGCGACUACAAGACGAUCAAGAUCUCCAACUCCCUGAAGGGAAUCUCCGACCAGCGGCAGGUUUAGGGUGCUUUGAAAAUUAUAUAUCUUUAGCAUAUAUUCAUAGGCGAAUAUAAUACACACAGC
Molecule: messenger RNA, 2275 nt
Organism: Ochlerotatus camptorhynchus
Lineage: Eukaryota; Metazoa; Arthropoda; Insecta; Diptera; Culicidae
Gene: Sec10
Product: Exocyst complex component Sec10
Exons: 2
Coding region: 71-2215 (714 amino acids)
Biological process (GO): exocytosis; Golgi to plasma membrane transport
Cellular component (GO): exocyst; cytoplasm
Source: RefSeq, a predicted model, not a curated record